AUGCAAACAGAAGAAGCUAUUGAAUAUAUAAUAAAAUGGCUGAAAGAUUAUCAAGAAAGUAGUCAUACAAAAGGUUUUACUCUUGGUGUAUCAGGUGGAAUUAAUUCAGCUGUUGUAUCAACAUUAUCUGGUCGUACUGGUUCACCUGUUUUUGUUAUUAAAAUGCCAAUUCAACAAUCAACAGGUGAAAUUCAACGAAGUCGAACACAUAUUAAUUGGCUUAAAGCAAAUUUUUUCAAUGCGACAGAUGCUGUAAAUGAUUUAACUGAAGUUUUUAAAACAUUUGAAAAACCAGUAAAAAAAAAAGUUAAUUUAUAUGAUUUUGCUUCGAUUAAAGGUUAUCUUGUUGUUGGGACUGGAAAUAAAGUUGAAGAUGUUGGUGUUGGAUUCUCUAUAAAAUAUGUACGUGCUGUUGAUGCUGCAUUGGGUGUUGCACAAGAAAUAAUCAAAGCAUCACCAACUGAUGGUUUAUUUGGUGAUACAAAAACUGAUGAAGAACAAAUUGGAGCGAGUUAUGAUGAUCUUAAAUGGGCUAUGAAUUAUCUUGAUUCAACUAAUACAAAACAAGGACAAAUGAUAUUAACUGAUCGACAAAAACAAGUUUUGGAUAUUUAUACUAAACGACAUGCAGCGAAUUUAUAUAAAAUGGUUGAAAAUUCCACGUUGUAUUAUUCCACCAGAAUUAAAAGCUCAACAACCAUAAUAAAAAAACUAAUUCAAAUCUCUUUACCAUUUGUUUCAAAAAAAAACCAAAGACAUUUUCUAAGCUAG
Molecule: messenger RNA, 771 nt
Organism: Rotaria sp. Silwood2
Lineage: Eukaryota; Metazoa; Rotifera; Eurotatoria; Philodinida; Philodinidae
Source: the annotation of a GenBank genome assembly